AUGAUGUUUGUGUCCUGGUCAGAUCAGAACAACAUUCUCAUCUACAGGACAUUUGAAGACUUUAAGAAAUUCCAUAAAGAGCUGAAGAGAAAAUUCCCCACUGAGAGUGGGUCACUGAGGAGUUUACCCAGGUUUAAAGGAAUAACUAUGCAGCAGAGGAAGGGCGGGAAGCUGAACAGGUGCCUGGAGAUCCUGAAACUGCUGGAAACAUAUUCCCAGGAGCUGCUGAAAACAGAUGUGAAAAUCUCCCGGGGUGAAGAGGUGAAUCAGUUUUUCAAGGCACAGACUCAAGACCUCGAUCCCUCCUUCCCUGAAAACAGUGUGGUGAUCAUGCCAUCAGUAUUCAGAAGGGAGAAGAGCCCCCAGCCCCUCUCCAUCACCCUCCCUCAGGCGUCGCAGAGCUACCACUGCAUCGAGGCCUUUGAAACCAAAGACACAAAGAACAAACCCUUCACAGUGGCCCAGAGGGAGAUUGUGGAAGUGCUUAUCAAGGACAUGACUGGCUGGUGGCUGGUGGAAAAUGCAGACAAACAGAUAGCCUGGUUCCCAGCCUCGUACCUGGAAGAGCUUGAUGCCUGUGAGGACGUCCAGAAUGCCUUCAGCUCAGACGAGGAGGGCAGCCUGUACUUUGUGGUGCAGGCCUACGAGGCUCAGAAGGCAGACGAGCUCUCGCUGAACCAGGGGGUGGUCGUGGAGGUGCUCAGGACAUCCCACAACGGCUGGUGGCUGAUCCGGUACAACGGCUGCACCGGCUACAUGCCCUCGCUGUGCCUCCGGCCCUACCAGAACCCUCACCACAAGCUGCAGACCAUGCUGAGCCCGCACGCCCGCAGCCCGGGCCUCGGCUGCCCUCAGCCGCGGGGCGCGGCCCGGCCGGAGCCCGCCGCCUCCCCCCGGAGCCGCUCCCGCUCUCUGCCGCGGGCCAGCUCCACCCCGCAGCUGCAUCUGGGGCUGGACAGCUCCUCGCGGAGCUCGGCGAGCAGCGGCGCCUGGAAAGCCGACUUGUCUCGGUCCCUGCCCGAGGUGGAGCCGGCCAGGAGCGCUCCCGGGCCGAGCCGCGGGCCGGCCGCGCACAGCGGCAAAGCCCCGCACCUCAGCGCCGGGGACAGCAACGACUCGGGCUUCGCGGAGCCCUCCGCAGCCCGGCCGGAGCCGGCCGCGGCUGUGCCCAGGGUGCCAGCCCGUCCCUCCGCCCAGGAGAUCCUGCAGCGCUGCAGCACCGUCACCAAGCGCGCCGUGCAGCAGGCGGCUCCCCGGCCCGGCCUGCCGCUGCCCUGCCGCCAUUAG
Molecule: messenger RNA, 1287 nt
Organism: Passer montanus (Eurasian tree sparrow)
Lineage: Eukaryota; Metazoa; Chordata; Aves; Passeriformes; Passeridae
Gene: NOXO1
Product: NADPH oxidase organizer 1
Exons: 7
Coding region: 1-1287 (428 amino acids)
Biological process (GO): superoxide anion generation
Molecular function (GO): protein binding; phosphatidylinositol binding; superoxide-generating NADPH oxidase activator activity
Source: RefSeq, a predicted model, not a curated record